Molecule: messenger RNA, 4965 nt
Organism: Sorex araneus (European shrew)
Lineage: Eukaryota; Metazoa; Chordata; Mammalia; Eulipotyphla; Soricidae
Gene: SENP7
Product: SUMO specific peptidase 7
Exons: 24
Coding region: 134-3307 (1057 amino acids)
Biological process (GO): protein desumoylation
Cellular component (GO): cytoplasm; nucleus
Molecular function (GO): SUMO-specific endopeptidase activity
Source: RefSeq, a predicted model, not a curated record
CGGGGGCCCGGCCGCUUCUCUUGCGCAGGCGCGGCUCGCACGGCCUUGGCUUUUCUCCAGCCCCUCCCCCCUCCCUCCUCCAGUCGGAGGGGGUCCCGAGGUGACAGCGCCUGCGGGUCCAGUAGGAGUAGAAAUGGACCGGGGGAAGGCCGGGCGACGGCGAUCUUCACCCGAAAUCGUCACAGGAAGAAAACGAAAAAAGCCUUCUUCUGAGUUAUACAAGAUAAAAGAGAGAUUAAAUGUAAAACCAGAGGAUGUUCACGUUCAGUCAUCCAAACUUAGACGCUCAGAAUGCUGGGAUCUCCCUCUGCAGGUGUGGAAACGAAGCCUAACAAAUAAGGUCCUUUCUCUAGACCGUAAAAGUAAAAAAGGUGUCCAUGGCCAUGGCUGUCCUGUUACUUCUAAGACAUCAUCACAAAGGCAACUCAAAGUUAUGUUGACGAAUGUGCUAUGGACGGAUUUAGGACGAAAAUUCAGAAAGGUUCUGCCUAGAAACGAUGCUAAAUUACGUGAUGCCAACAAGGCGCUCUCAGACUCCCUGCCUUCGACUUCUGUUGACAGCUUAGAGACAUUUCAGAAAUUAGAAACUCUCCACCAAAGCCUUAAUUUAUCUGAAAGGAUACCCAGAGUUAUAUUGACUAAUGUCCUGGGAACAGAGUUAGGAAGAAAAUACAUAAAGACCUCAUGUAUAACUGAGACCAGUUUGGGGGAUACGGACAACUUGAAAUCACAUCAGCUUUCUUCACCACCCGAUGACAGCCCAGAAUCUUGUCAAAAAGAAAAUCCUCACAAGAACUCAUUUUUAUCUGAGAGGAAUUCACAACCAAGUAUGACAGAUAAUAGUUUUACAAAGCAUGCUCUAAACACUGUAAAAAAGCAAAGAGAUAAUGAUGGAAUUUCUCCUGUAAUCACUGAUGUUCAGCCUAAAGACCUUAAUAGUGAAAGUAGAGGGUGUGAUCAAUCUGAAGAAGGGAGCAGAAACAAGAAAGACAAAUAUUCUGACUCAAAAAUGGAACCUACUCUGAUUUCCAGGAAGAGAAAGAAGAAGCUUAGAAGUAAUUUACCUGAUUUUCAUGAUUCUGCUGCAUCUUUAAACAAACCAGCAGAGCAGACAAAAGAAAAUGACUCAAUAGAAUCCACCGACUUCGAAAUGUCCAAUAAAAAUCAUCACCAAGACCCAAAACUGCGUGAAGAAAUUAUGCCUGAAACUAUAGAAAGUGAUUUCACUAAGCUGCCCUCACUGAAUAGCCGCAAGCUGACUUUCAACCCUGUGCUGAAUAGUACCUCUGAGUGCUCAACCACAGAAACUCUGGAGAAUUCUAUUUCUACAGUGAUUGUGGGGCAUUCUUCCCUGAUUGAAGAUGAGAAUGAAUUUAAAACAAGAGACAAAUCUCUGUUAAGUGAACACAAUGAAGGAAACCCAUCAGCAAUGUCAGCUGAAACAAUUGUUGUUUCCAGCGAUGAGGAAGGACCGGUUGAAAAUAAAAGUUCAGAAAUUCUAAAAUUACAAGCUGAGCAAGACCAUGCCAUCACUAGUGAAAACGAGGAAACUUCUGAAUCAGCAUUGUCGGAACUACCUGUGAUUACAUAUGAACCUGUUCAGGUCUCAUCUGAGUUAUGUUCAUAUAAUCCAGUUAUGGAAAAUAUUUCUUAUAUUAUACCAACUAAUGAGAUGAAUCUACACCUGGAUUUUUUGUUUACUUAUAUUUAUAUUGGAAAAAUAAAAGGAACUUCUAAAGGAUGUGUUACACUCACAACCAAGUAUGUUAAGAUUCCAUUUCAAGUGUCCCUAAAUGAGGUUUUAUUGUUAAUAGAUACUUCACAUAUAAAGAGAUUUGGGUUAUGGAAAAGUAAGAAUGAUGAGCACAGUAAAAGGAGUCACGCUAUCCUUUUCCUCUGGGUCUCUUCCGAUUAUCUUCAAGAUAUUGAGAUACAGUUUGAAAAUUCUACAGUAAACCAGAAAUCAAGAUCCAAUGAAUUUAUUUUCCUUGAGCUAUACAAUCCUGUUUCACAAAGAGAAGAAUUAAAGCUGAAGGAUAUUAUGACUGAAAUAAGUACAGCCAAUGGAGACUUAGAACUUCUUUAUCCAUUGUCUUGGGUUCAGGCACUUCCUUUACUUCAGACCCUUUCUUCAAAAGAAAGUUCUUUUAUACAUUAUUACUGUGCUUCGACUUAUUCUAUCCCUGUUUCUACUGCUGCUGCUGCUGAAGAAAUGAAGAUGAAAUCAUUAUAUCAGCUCACAGAUACAAAUACAGCUAAGCCUACUUACACCUUCCUGCAGCGGCAAAGCAGUGGUUGCUACUCUCUUUCUAUCAUGUCUAACCCAGAUGAGGAAUGGCAAGAAGUCAGGCACACUGGACCAGUUCAGAAAUUGAUUGUAUAUCCUCCACCACCUACUAAAGGAGGAUUAGGAGUUACUAAUGAAGAUUUGGAGUGCUUAGAAGAAGGAGAGUUUCUUAAUGACGUAAUCAUUGAUUUCUAUCUUAAAUAUCUUAUAUUGGAGAAGGCAUCAGAUGAACUUGUUGAACGAAGUCACAUUUUUAGUAGCUUUUUUUAUAAAUGUUUGACAAGAAAGGAAAAUAAUUUAACAGAAGAUAAUCCAAAUCUUUCAAUGGCACAGAGAAGACAUAAAAGAGUAAGAACAUGGACUCGUCAUAUAAACAUCUUCAAUAAAGAUUACAUCUUUGUGCCUGUAAAUGAGUCGUCUCACUGGUAUCUUGCUGUCAUUUGUUUUCCAUGGCUAGAAGAAGCCGUGUAUGAAGAUUUUCCUCAAACUGUAUCCCAGUACUCCCAGACUCAGCAAUCCCAAUGCUUCCAGGUUCAGCAGUCCCAAGAGGAGAACAAAGCGAAACAUCAUGAUCUACACCCUACUUCAACGCAAUCCCUGGGUACCAAGGAUUCCCAAAGUAUGGAGACAAGUAUGUCAGCACCAAAGAGAAUGUGUAAAAGGCCAUGUAUCCUCAUAUUAGACUCCUUGAAAGCUGUCUCUAUACAAAACACGGUUCAGAAUUUACGAGAGUAUUUAGAAGUAGAGUGGGAAGUUAAACGAAAAACUCGUCGUGAAUUCAGCAAAGCGAACAUGGUGGACCUAUGCCCUAAAGUUCCUAAACAAGAUAAUAGUAGUGAUUGUGGAGUAUAUUUACUGCAAUAUGUUGAAAGCUUCCUUAAGGAUCCUAUUGUUAACUUUGAAUUUCCAAUUCAUUUGGAGAAGUGGUUUCCUCGUCAUGUGAUCAAGACCAAACGGGAAGAUAUUCGAGAGCUCAUCUUGAAACUCCACUUACAGCAGCAGAAGGGCAGCAGUAGCUAGUUAAUCUGUGCAGACCUGACACAGAUGCUCUAGACGAUUACCAGAAAGCUGCUUACCAGCAUUUGUCUUAGCCAGCUCACAGAGAAGAAAUAACCUGGAGUAAUUUUUUUAAGUCAUUGAACAUUAUUUAAAAUACUUAACACAUAUUAUUAGAAUCGUUGGACUCUUAUAGAAGAUAUAGAAAUGGGGGUUAUAUAGAUAGACUUACGAGAUAGAAGUGAAGAUUUCUUAAAUAUUUGCUAUUUUUCUGAUAAAUAUGCUUGGAUUACGCAAUUGCACAUGUAAUGUGGGGAUGUUUUUGUAGAUACUGAAACUCUGUGAUCUGUACUUGCCACGUGACUGGGAGUUGAGGGCAGUGAAGUCCUUCCUAGCGCCAGCCCCAGUGCUUGUCAGAUUUGUUGAUCAGCCACAUUAUAUUGUAAUUGUCAUUUUAUUCUUUGCAGCUCAAGCAUGCAGUAUGAAUACUGUGUAUUUUGUUUUUAAAAAAAAGAAUUUAGUGUCGAGGCUUCAGAAAAUGCCAUUUACGGCAUCCCUUCUGUACAGUAUAGAAAAGACAUAAUGUUAGGGGGAUGAGAAAAGUCACUUUUCAAGCUCAGCUCGUUUUUCUCCAUUGCUAAGUAGGUAGGAUCAUUACUCUGUUCUAAUAAUUUCCCCCAUUUAUUUUAUCCUAUGUGGGGAUCUGAGAUUGCGUUUUUUCAUGUAAGCUGAAAAUUUAAAAACAAAAAUGUAACUGUUCAGAUAUAUUACAAAUUAUUUAUGUAGCUCAACUUAGUUUAUUUGAAGUAUAGUUAUAUACAGACUCCUGAAUUUUCCCAGAAUAUAUAUAUAUACAGUUUCUAUACAUGUAGAAGAUAAAAUUGGUGUCCUCAUAAUUUUACUUAAGAAAUACCCUUAAAAACAUAUAAUUGUUAGACUAAAUAUGUAUAAUUUUUUAGCUUUGUCUACCCAGUAUUCAUCCACAAGGUCAGAUUUCUCUCAUUCCUUCUAUAUUUUUAAAUUGUAGGUUGUAGAGGUCUUUGCUCUCCAUGGAGCACAAUAUUUUAUUAAAUGUUUAGGUAACAUGAAUUCUCAUGGUGAUGAUAUAUGAUUAAAUAUUUCACAACUUUUGGUGUUAUCAAGAAUAUUUUAGGGAAUUAUUAUUCUCUGAUAAGAAAAUUAUUGAUAAUAUCUUAAAAAUAGAUUUCAAUCUCGUUUUAAACAACUCUUAAAUUUACACUUUAACUUCCUAUAAACAGUGAAGCAAGAUAGAACUCAAAAUUGGAGCAUUUUGCUUAAAAAUCAUGUGAAUCGAGACCAUCAGUUAAGCCUCAGUGUCCUUAAACCUUGUUAAUCAUGUGACCAUCUUUGUGUUCUUAGAGAAUUUUGUUUUUGUCAUUUUAAUUUUUUAGAUUUCCUAUAAAGAUGGUAAUAAUCAAGUGUUUAAUUUCCAGUUUCUGUGUGGGGAGGGUGGGGGCUUUUUAAGGUGACUUUUUUGUAUAUCUCAUUUGGGGAAGCAAGAAUAUAAGACAUCUUGUGACUUCUUAACCUUUUUUGUUCUUCUCAAAGACACUUGUUCUGGAUUAUGUUUUGGAGACUGUUUAAAAUUCAAUUUCCUAAAUUCUUGUGGAAAUAAUGUUUUGAGAAUAUCAAUAUUUUAUAUUAAACCAUGUUUCAAUUCA